Ipomoea nil (Japanese morning glory) is the source of this 2180-nucleotide messenger RNA. RefSeq names its product pentatricopeptide repeat-containing protein At5g13770, chloroplastic. Gene Ontology annotation, molecular function: protein binding. Bases 103 to 1968 code for a protein of 621 amino acids. The transcript has a single exon. The record is from RefSeq and is a predicted model, not a curated record. NCBI's taxonomy places the organism in Eukaryota, Viridiplantae, Streptophyta, Magnoliopsida, Solanales, Convolvulaceae.
GCUAAGCUAAGAUUCCCAUACACAAACCAUCAUCAUCAUCAUCAUCUUCUUCCCCAAAAAUUCUUUGAAACCAAUGUGAAAAAAAAAACAUUUGCUUCUCCCAUGGCAUUUCCCACCACUCCAGAAUGGAUCAUCCCCUGCAACAACAACACUGCAAGGAUCAGUAGUAACAGCAGAUUGAUGAUGAUGAUGAGCAGAAACAGAAACCUCCCUUUGCUCUCUCUCCUCUCCUUCAACUCCUCCAGGGAUCUCAACCUUUCUGCAAGAUCCUCCAGCUGCUCAGCCCCAGUUCUUGAACACCAAGCUUCCUCCACUCCCAAUAACUCCCAGCCCACCAUAGAAUUGGACUUGCAGCUUCAGGAUCUUUGCCCUUCUCCUUUGCCAGAGCCUGAGGAUUUCAAUGCCCUUAUCUGCACCUUACUCAAGGAUCCCCACACUGCAGGGAUUGGGCACGAGUAUUACGAGAAGGCGAAGGGGAAUCCGGGUUUUAUCCCACAGAGAUCCACCCUGAAUCUUCUUGUCAGGUACUUUAUGAGCUCCAGAAACUGGGGCUCAAUCUCUCUGUUGCUUCAGGAUUUCAGGGCUUUCCAUGUUCUCCCUGAUGGUUCCACCUGUUGUAGACUGAUUAGUAGCUGUGUUAGAGCUAGGAAGUUCAAGAUUGUAAAUAGUUUGCUUGAAUCUUUGAUUGAUUAUGAUAAAAGGGCUGCUGUUCUGGGCUUUGAUUCUGCAAUGAAAGGGUUUAACACUUUACAUAUGUAUAGCACCACUGUUGUCUUGUACAGAAGGAUGAAAUCUGCAGGGCUUGUUCUAGAGCCUGGAUCCUAUUGCAGCACAAUGGAGGCUUUCUUGAAAAUGGGAAAGCAUGAGAAAGUGGUUUCCCUGUUUCGAGAAUUCGAAGGGAGGAGAGUGGAAUCCACACAAUUUCAUGCCCAAAUCUAUAAGUGUUUAUGCAAGUCUCUGGAGAAACUGGGGCGGCCUUUCGAGGCGUUGGAGUACUUCCGGGAGAUGACGAGGAAGGGAAUUCCCGAGGAUCGGAGCUUCUAUUCGUCCCUGAUAUGCGCCUUCGCGACUGCCCGGGAAGUGAAACUGGCAGAGGAGCUUCUCGAGGAAGCGGAAGGGAAGGGAAUGGUGAGGGAUCCAGCUUUGUUCUUGAAGCUGGUGCUCAUGUACAUUGAAGAGGGAAUGCUGGAGAGGACUUUUGAUGUCAUUUCUGUGAUGAACCGGGUGAAAAUCCGCGUUUCUGAUUGCAUUUCGUGCGCGAUUGUGAACGCUUUCUCGAGAAAACGAGGGCCUCGAGUAGCAGCAACUGUGUAUGAAAAGCUGGUUUCCCAGGGCUGUGAGCCAGGCCAAGUUACCUAUGCUUCAAUCUUGAACAUUUACUGCAGAAUUGGGGUAUACUCCAAGGCAGAAAUGACCUUUUCAGAAAUGGAACAAAAGGGGUUUGAUAAGUGCAUUGUGGCCUAUUCGAGCAUGGUCAAUAUGUAUGGCAAAACCGGCAGGCACAAAGAGGCAACGAGGCUCGUAGCCAAGAUGAAGGAGAGGGGUUGCGAGCCGAACGUGUGGAUUUACAACACGCUCUUGGACAUCCACGGGAGGGCCUCGAACAUGAAGCAAGUCGAGAAGGUAUGGAAAGAGAUGAAACGACGAAAAGUCGUGCCAGACCGAGUUAGCUACACCAGCGUUAUAAGCGCUUACAGCAAGGCCAAGGAGCUCGAGAGCUGCGUAAAAUACUACCAAGACUUCAAGCUAAACGGGGGCAAGACUGACAGGGCGAUGGCCGGGAUAAUGGUCGGGGUUUUCUCGAAGAUGAACAAAGUCGACGAAUUGGUUAAACUGUUGCAGGAUUUGAAGACCGAUGAGACCAAGCUGGACGAGAGGCUUUACCGGUCUGCUCUGAAUGCUCUGAGAGACGCGGGGCUGGAAAUUCGAGCAAAAUGGCUGCAGGAAAGCUUUGCUGUUGCAACAUAAAUCAUUUCCUGCAAUUCUGCAAAGAAGAAGCCUAAGAACAUUGUAAAUACAAGGUGGAGAAUUAGCUUAUCUGAAACAUUGGUUUAAGGUUUUAAGGUUGUACCCCCAAACCUUUGUAACCAUCCACUUGCUGUUUAUGAAAGUUACAAAGAAGCCAUACUUUCCCAUUGUGCAGACAACUUCAUUAAUCAUACAUAUGUUUUUUGUUUUAC